Molecule: messenger RNA, 3851 nt
Organism: Odontomachus brunneus
Lineage: Eukaryota; Metazoa; Arthropoda; Insecta; Hymenoptera; Formicidae
Exons: 2
Coding region: 131-2020 (629 amino acids)
Source: RefSeq, a predicted model, not a curated record
UUCGAUAGCACAGCCGGGUAACGCCGUUCGUAUGAUUUACUCGUCAGGCAAGUGAGGGACAGCCUCUUUCUGUCUUCUUUCACGAUUCUCCCGGUCGUCUCGACAGUGUGACUGUGAUCGCGAGUACGAAAUGAUGUAUACUUUAAAGGGGAAGUACGUCGCGCUAACUAUGUUGCUCCUGUUCACUCUGAGCUACGGCCAGCUGUUCAGUCAACAAAUGCAGCAACAACAGCAGCGAUACAAUCCCGCGGUGCCGCCACUUCCGUGGCAUCUCGUGCCACCCUGGGAGUACAUAGUUCGCGAGGUUAUCCUCAAGUCGGUCACGCCGUCGCCGGCGGAUGCCGAUGUACCCCACAGGCGUCCGCUGGACGCUUCCUUCUACGGCGGCCCGGUCGCCGUGUACUCGAACGACGACGUGAAUGUCGUUCUGUCGCGCGGCAACGUCUAUCACUUGCCCAACGGCCACUGGAUGUUGUGCCAGGACGGAUGCGUGGACUGUGAGCCGUGCGUCGCGCAAAGGAAUCCCCCAUUCAAGUGGAUCCUGCGGAGGGUCAAGCAGCUGCCAGCGUCUGACCCGCCUCGGCACGAUCUUCAGCUAACGAUAAUGCCGCAGGCAGACGGGUACUUCCACGCGAGCAAUCUCUGGCCGAAUUCCUACGUCUACGUGACGUCCCCGGGAGAACGAGUAGUGCUCUCUGUCAUCAGAACACACCAAGACAACGACCCAGAUUCCUCGGCCAGUCUGGAAAACAGUUUUUCUCGGCAACAUCAUCGUUCGAAGAAUCUCUCGCGGCUGACGGAACGGGACUUCGCUGCGAAAAGCCAGAUUCUGUGGCAAAAUGAUCGCGUCAAGGUCCAAGAGAACACAAGCACCGAGAAGACCGCACAAGAGGAGUCAUCUGAAAACGGAUUCCUGAGUACCCGGCGACCGAGGCAUCCUCGACCGAGACCUGCAGAAAAAUCCGCGACGAGCACUCGGACUGACCACGAUUUCACCGAUAUCAUCGCGAACGACGAUGUGAUAAAUCAGUUGGCGCCGAAAUUGAUCCUGGGAAUCGAUCAACGAGAUCGUAAGCAUUUGGUUCACGUAGUGCCGGUGGAUCCUUCGUCGACUGCCACGCACUCCGUGGUAUCUUCCGUCUCACAUCGUCCAACGUCGACGCAGUUCACGACGGGUCAAGCGGCACACUCGAACAAAGCUAUCCCUGAACGCGAUGGGCAAACUUACCAGCGGAUAUUCCGCAGGGUCUUGGACUCCUUGAACACGCACAGACGAUCGAUCGAGAAUUUCCUCGAGUCGCCGGCGGACAACGGGCAUGGGAUAUCUCCCCCGGGGGAUAAUACGGAAGUCGCCGGAUUUCUCAGGAACAAUCGCAACGUUGAUCGUACGAGUGUUGAUCUCGAGGCGACGAAGCGUCUCAACGGUGCGUCGUCAUCGUCUUAUUACGCGGCGGGUGACAAUCGGAUGGGGAUACACCAAGAAAGAAGACGUGGCUAUGAGGAUUUUAAGCACGCUUCUAAUGGUUAUUAUUCAGAGUAUCGAGAUACGAAUCUAGGCAAGGUAGCAAGUCAAGCUCUGAUAGAUUCGGACCGAGGUAGAGAACGACGAAGAAUACGUAUCAAGCCGUACUCUGUCGAUAGUACGAGGCAAAACACUCCCAGAAUAAAUCUAUCGAUUUCAUCGCAAAGUUCGAACGACACCUCGGCAGUUGCUAUUCCAAAAGCUGGUUCAGGAAAUGGCUUAGUUACGAACUUCGCGAAACAAAUCGAUCUUAAUGACACGUCGUUAAGUAGAGCGUCGGUAGGUAGUAGCAAGGAUUCCAUAGAAUCAAGUUCGAUAACGACAAAUCGCAAGAACGAACAAUUAUUCACUUCGGAAAGCCUGGAAAGUGGCAACGCUAAUCGAGAUUUUGAAGUUUUGCGCCACCCUUUUAGGAUAAUUGUUACUACCGAGUCGCUGGUAAUUCGAGGAGAACAUGAAACGCCAAAUCGCACUGACACGUUACAAAUAACUACUUGAGCACACGUUGAUAGCUCUUAAUCAGUAAUUAGUGAUAAAAAGUUACGAAAGUAAUAAUCAAUAUGUUGAAGAAUAAAGAAUAUUACUAUCACGAUUAUUUAACAUUCGAUCCAUCUCGGUAUUUUAUAUUUACACUUAAAAACUUUAUUCUUUACUUUAACAAGCAAUAUAUUAAUUAUGUAUAACUUACUCAAUUUAUUAUUUUCAAAAAUAAUCGACUGUGAUUUAUUUGUCAAUUUAUUUGCGGCUUAUGAUUAAUUAUUUAUUGUAGAAGGUCCCAUUACAAAUCCAUGACUGUCACUACGUUUUGAGUCGACGAACUACAUUUUGCGACAUGGAUUGUGCGUAUUGAUACGUUGUUUUCAAUUCUCGUCGGAUUAUUUUAAAAUAUUUCGCUGCCGGCUAUUGAAAUAUUUAUAAUCGCGCGUAUUCGGUAUCGUAUUAUUUAACACACGUUAAAUUCUGAUCGAAUCGUACUCGUGCGAGUGGCAAUGUUAAUAUCUCGAGUAAAAAUAUUCGAAGCAGUCAGGAGCUGGGUAGUAGAUCUGAAGGAGGGAGAGAGAAAGAGGAAGCCAGAACAAAGAAGGCAAAACUCUGAGAGCAACAAUACGUCCUGUAUAAUUUCAGAUAUGUCUAAUUAUUUAUAUAUAGAAUGUUUUCGAUUUUAACGAACGUUUAGUGAACUCAAUGAGAACAUAUGGAAAUACUCCAGUUGAAAUUUGGAAUCGACUUUAAGACGGUAUUCAUUCAUCACUAAUAAAUAAAUAUAAUUAAUUCAUUAAUCUCAGACAAUAUGUACUUAUUUCAUACAACAAGAGAUAUCGAUCGAAACAGAUGAAUAACGGUGUACGAAUACGAAUUUAUAAUUAAUUACGCUUUCAAUCAAGAUUAUUAAUAAUUUACAACUGUGUAUAUCUUAGUUUCACAAGCGAUGAAAUUUAUUUCUCUAAUAAUAUUUCUGCAGUCGUGAGUUUCAUCUUGAAUAUGUCAACACACUUUUUUCAUUUCCGUUUAGUCCUGUUGUUGUGCUGAAUCUAAAUUUAAAUCACGAAAGAAUAAAGAAACUUUAUUCUUUUAUUUACUCAUAAGUAAAAGGAAAAACUAUUAACCCAGAUUAUUUCUUGAAUAUUUGCUUCAUAAUUAAAAUAUUACUUAUUGAAAUCAAGGCUGAAAUAAAAUACAUGACAAAAAUAAAAUGUAGAUAGAAUAUUAAGAUAAUCGAAUAUGAAACAAUUUCUAUAUAUAAAACAAGCUGUUUUAAACACAAGAUCGUGACUUUCUACCGCGGAAUUCUUAUGAGACGUCUUUAACUAAUUUUAUGUAAUAUGUGUAUUUUUUAUCUUUCAUCAUGUCAAUAAAUUGAAAAUAAAUGUAUGUGUUUGAAUAGUGCUAAUAAGAUGUAUCUUAGUUAAGGUUAUACACAAUAAGAUGUAUCUAUGUACGGGAGUUUUCUAUAAAUACAUGUGAAUGCACUACGUAAUCCGAAUGUUGAUUCUACGUUAAUUUUACAAACUCUAUCGAACUUGGAGGAUUAAUGAAUAAUUUCGGAAUAUAAUACCAUAUCACUAUAUCAUGAGGCUACAAAUAUUUACAUAUUGUCCACGUUGAGGCUUGAAAUAUUACUUAUAUAUAGAAAUUGUUUCAUAUUCAAUUAUCUCAAUAUUCUAUCUACAUUUUAUUUCAGUCUUGAUUUCAAUAAGUAAUAUUUUAAUUAUUAAGCAAAGAUUUAAAAAAUAAUCUACUUGUUAUAGGUGCCAUAGCAUGCAGAUCCGUUAGCAGAUAAUACGCUUUUGUAACUCAUAAUUAAUGUAAUAUAGACAUAUUACUGUAA